Molecule: messenger RNA, 1591 nt
Organism: Capra hircus (goat)
Lineage: Eukaryota; Metazoa; Chordata; Mammalia; Artiodactyla; Bovidae
Gene: TMEM230
Product: transmembrane protein 230
Exons: 4
Coding region: 305-667 (120 amino acids)
Biological process (GO): synaptic vesicle transport
Cellular component (GO): synaptic vesicle; endomembrane system
Source: RefSeq, a predicted model, not a curated record
GGCCCAGACUGCGUUCUCCGCCGGUGAAGGCUGGAGUCCUCGGUGUGGAGCAUUCACCCUCCCGGGGCACGGCUGGCCGCUUUCCUGAAAGCAGAUUUUUCCAUCUAAAUUCACGUCAGUUCUUAUUUCUCUUGCUGGCUGGGUCUGGAAGCGGACAGGGAAGUAUUGUGCAGAGGCGCGUUAUGCGAAGCUGUGUGCUAAGUGUUAUGCUUAAAAAAUUCUUGCAGCAUUCAAGUGCUGAAGAAAUUUGGGGAUUCCGGUGAGGCUGGUAAAAAAGCCUGUUGGGCAGCUGUGUCAGCGUGUUAUGAUGCCGUCUCGUACCAACCUGGCUACUGGAAUUCCCAGUAGCAAAGUGAAAUACUCAAGACUCUCUAGUACAGAUGAUGGCUACAUUGACCUUCAGUUUAAGAAAAGCCCUCCUAAGAUCCCAUAUAAGGCCAUUGCGCUUGCUACAGUGCUGUUUUUGAUUGGCGCCUUUCUCAUUAUCAUAGGCUCCCUCCUGCUGGCAGGCUAUAUCAGCAAAGGGGGGGCAGACCGGGCCGUUCCUGUCCUGAUCAUUGGCAUCCUGGUGUUCCUGCCAGGAUUUUACCACCUGCGCAUCGCCUACUAUGCAUCCAAAGGCUACCGGGGAUACUCCUAUGAUGACAUUCCAGACUUUGAUGACUAGCACCCACCCCAGCCCUGAAGAAAAGAGUCACAGAUGGAACUGAGCCCAGCUUUAAGACAUUGAGCAGAAACUAUGACUAAGGGCUAAGGAGUUCUACAGUUUGCAGAUGUUUAACAAAACAGUGGCCAGAUUUUAUAGGUCCAUCCUGAAAGAUGUUAACCAAGCUCACAAGUAACUGUCAUUCGGGCAUUCUCUUAUUUUUCAUUUUCUGGCCCUGGCAAAAAGCUCCUGACAAAGUUCCGAAUGAAUAUGCAUCAUGGGAGAAUAGCAAUUAAUUGUAUGGGAAAGUGGGAGGUUAUUCUAUAGUGGAAAGUGUUCUGCCACACCCUUUUUAGAGCUGAGCAUUCUUUUAACUAGUCCUCAUGGUCAGAGUGUUCUUAUGGAAAAUGGAAGAAUGUGAUAUGUCAGAUUUCUUAUUACUAAGUAAUUUAUUUUGAAAAUAAGUGUCUUCUCCCCAUACUCUUUAACUCUGUGUUCCAGGGGAAGACCUUGGCACAAUCAAAUAUCAGUGUGGUGCAUCUAUAAUAUUUUUUACUUGCUUUCUUAUUAACAACAACUAGGAAUUAGCAAAUUUUCAAAAUGUAAACACUUUUCUCUGUACACCAAUCCUUGGCCAGCUCUGAUCUGGCUCACUGAUAGGUUGGCCAGCAUAUAAUUUGGAUCAUUCUGUCCUAUGUAGAUCAAAAUGUUCUUAUAUCAUACCUUUAUGGACUAGACUUUUGGCUGCUUCCUAAGGAAAAAAUGUAGACUAAUGGUUAUUAUUUAGAGUUUAUAAUCCUGUUGUUAGCACCUUGUAUUAAUGUCAUUCUGCUGAAGAUUUUAAGAAUUGGCCUGGAUCUCUAGAGGACUGGACUGGCUUGAUCUGCCUCCUAGCCUGCAAAAAGUGACUUGUAUUCAAAAGAAAUUAAAAUGUCAAAAUCUAAA